AUGGAUAAAGGCCGUGUCACGUAUUGUACGGAUUUAGAAAAAUCUGUAAUAAUAACAAACUUUGAACGAAGAGGCUGGAUUCAAGUGGGAUCAGAGGAGGAAUGGAAUUUUUACUGGUCAUUCACACAAAACUGUCGCAAUAUUUUCAGUAUUGAAAGCGGGUACAGAAUGAACGAUAACCAAAUUAUAAAUCACUUUCCCAAUCACUACGAGCUGUCUCGUAAGGACUUACUAGUAAAAAACAUAAAAAGGUACCGUAAGGAACUCGAACGCGAAGGUAAUCCGUUAGCGGAGAAAAAGGAAGUGACGUUAGCGAAUGGACAAACUGUAACACGCUAUAUACACUUGGAUUUUAUCCCCGUCACUUACGUGCUGCCGGCCGAUUACAAUAUGUUUGUUGAAGAAUAUCGCAAAUCCCCGCAAAGCACUUGGAUCAUGAAACCAUGCGGAAAAUCUCAAGGAGCUGGGAUUUUCCUAAUAAAUAAACUUUCCAAGUUAAAGAAAUGGUCUCGAGAAGCGAAAACACCCUUACACCCUCAACUGGGUAGUAAAGAAAGUUAUGUAAUAUCACGCUAUAUUGACAACCCUUUGUUGAUUGGUGGAAAGAAGUUUGAUCUCAGAUUAUAUGUAUUAGUAACUUCGUUUAGACCAUUAAAAGCAUAUUUAUUCCAACAUGGAUUUUGCAGGUUCUGUACUGUGAAGUAUGACACUAGUGUGACGGAAUUGGAUAAUAUGUACGUUCACUUGACAAAUGUAAGUGUCCAAAAACAUGGGGGCGACUACAAUAGCUUGCAUGGUGGUAAAAUGAGUAUUCAAAAUUUCCGUCUUUAUUUAGAAGGCACUCGAGGACGUUUAGUCACCGAUAAACUGUUCGCUGAUAUGCAGUGGCUAAUAGUCCAUUCGCUGAAAGCGGUUGCACCAGUAAUGGCCAAUGAUCGUCAUUGCUUUGAGUGUUACGGUUAUGACAUUAUCAUAGAUAAUGCACUCAAGCCGUGGCUAGUAGAGGUAAAUGCAUCACCCUCCCUACAAUCAACUACACAUAGCGAUAGAAUAUUGAAAUACAAAUUGAUAGAUAACAUUGUAUCCGUCGUGGUACCCCCGGGAGGAAUUCCUGACGCCAGGUGGAAUAAAAUUCCAACCCCAGAAGCUUUAGGUGAUUUCGAUGUUUUGAUUGAUGAGGAGCUUAUGGAAAGAGAUGAUUCCGCUCCUCGAAAUAAUAAAAGUAAUCGAAGCAAGCCUUAA
This is a messenger RNA of Danaus chrysippus (African queen), 1242 nucleotides long. NCBI's taxonomy places the organism in Eukaryota, Metazoa, Arthropoda, Insecta, Lepidoptera, Nymphalidae. The record is from the annotation of a GenBank genome assembly.